Messenger RNA from Trypanosoma cruzi, 1815 nucleotides. RefSeq lists its product as uncharacterized. NCBI's taxonomy places the organism in Eukaryota, Euglenozoa, Kinetoplastea, Trypanosomatida, Trypanosomatidae. The transcript has a single exon. The record is from RefSeq and is a predicted model, not a curated record. The coding region runs from base 1 to 1815 and encodes 604 amino acids.
AUGGCACUGGCGGAGUCCCAUAAGGCUAGCGAGGAGAAUUCCGCGGGAGCGCGUACGUUAUUUGGCAAUGUCACAAACAAGUCGUGCACAAAAACAGUCAACACUUCACAAGAUACCCCUCGUGGCUCUCAUUUCUGCAGGAAAACAAAUUGUGUGACGGCGGCAGCGGCGCCAUCGAUGGCUGCACCCCCGCGAAAAAACGGCUCGGUUUCGUCACUAGAAGAAAGUUCGACGCAUGUCGACCGCCAAACCCCACGAGAAUUAGGCGGCGGUGGUGCUGGCGCAGAGGAGAAGCACGUCGGAUGCGCCGAUCCCGUGACUCUACUGGAGGAGCAGGAGGAGGUCUCGCCACGAAAGAAGAUGCAACGCCCACGGAAGUUUCUUGAGAAAUAUUUUUUUCUGAAGAAUCUCAACGCCCUGCCCCUAACGCCGGAAAGGGAGAAAAACGGUGCAACGUCGGCUCCGUUUCGUCGUGUGUCGGUGGAAGAACCCGCCACCGGCGUUUCGGGUUUGGGGGCGCCACCGCCGCCGCCGCCGCCGCCUCCAUCCGAGAACAAUGGGGACCAUUCAACAGCAAGCCUUGUACGCUCACGCCGCUUUGAUGCCCCGAGGCCCAGUGUCCUUUUUUAUGUGGACAUUUUGCGUAACAAACAACCUCAAGAGAGAGAUGGAAGUGACAAUGUCAGAAUGUCGCCUGCAAAAGUGACUGUCUCCCGUCGCAGCUCCAUUAAUAUGCAAAAACACGAAGUGGUGCCGCCAACUCUUGUGAUUCGGUGGCUGAGCCAGGAAGCGGAUCCUCCUCUCCCGGAAAGGGAGGCGGAUGAUGGAAAAGUUGCGGAGGAGCUUACAGCGCCUAAUAACCCAGCAAAGGAUGUGAAAAGCGUUUCACGUAGUCGUUCUGCACUUGAAGAAACAUCUUCAUACACGGAUGGUAUUGAUCUCAGUGCCAUUUCGGCAAUUCAUGAAGAAGAGGUAUUGAUUGACUUUGAUGGGUCCACGACCUCCACACGUCUUCCCUUUUCAACGUUAGAUCAGGUAAAAGAUAUUCUUUUAAAAGAGAGCCGUAUUCAAGAGGAAGGGGCGUGCGCUGUACUGUCCACACCGAAAGACGUGGCUGAAGGGUUCACGCAGCAACCUACCCACAUGCCAGAAACAGAUGGGGGUAUUACUGAAGAUAACAUCAAUCACUGGAUACUGUCUUUUGCAGGACGUCCAUGUGGUAACGCGGAUACCUUGUGGCAUGCCAUUGAUGAAUUCCUUUCCUUGUAUUUUAUGGACCAGUUCAAGGCACACGAGGCAGAGGUAUUGGAGGCAGCCUUUGUGGUGGGGUAUACCCAGAUGGUUGCGCUCCCAAUGACGAGGAUGUUGGAAUCUUCUGAUCGGCGUAUCUUGUGCAUGAAACGAGACAUUUAUAUUCGACGUAUGAUUGAGUUUUUCAUGUUGACUCUACCAGUGAGACGCGGGAAAAAGCUCUUUGGACGCAUCCGCUCUGCGUCUUGCCAACAGACGAGGCAAAGUCUGUUAGCACCUCGGAGUGUCUCUCAGUCAACUCAUCAACUGGGCUGCAGGUUUUCCGCUCGUGGCGUGAGGAGUUUGCCGGGCGUCAUGCAACGCGACGCACGCGUCAGUGGAAGGGGCGGGAAAGCUUACAGUGGGGCUGCAGAAGCCAACUUCAAGGCGUUUUCACAAGCACCGUCAAGGCCCAUUAGACUUCGGGCCUACAGGAUUGUCCCACCCGUGCCAAGAAAGAUCACACCGAAACGUUCACCAAGAGACGAUGAAUUGAUGGACAUCAUGAAACUCGACUUGUCUUGA